Dichomitus squalens LYAD-421 SS1 is the source of this 285-nucleotide messenger RNA. RefSeq lists its product as uncharacterized. The annotation marks the transcript as partial. The transcript has a single exon. Lineage: Eukaryota; Fungi; Basidiomycota; Agaricomycetes; Polyporales; Polyporaceae. The record is from RefSeq and is a predicted model, not a curated record. Gene Ontology annotation, molecular function: heme binding; iron ion binding; oxidoreductase activity, acting on paired donors, with incorporation or reduction of molecular oxygen.
CCUCCUGGUCUCCCACGGCUUCCCAUACUCGGCAAUUACUUCAAUAUCCCAACAGUCAGGCCAUGGGAAACAUACCGAGACUUAUGCUCGAAACUUGGCAAGUCACGCCCCAACUUCACGCCAGGACCACGCCAACUGACAAAAUUUCAUGCAGGAACAAUCCUACACAUUGAGGUCUUCGGCCAGCAUGUUGUCGUUCUGGGCAGUCCCGAAAUCAUCUUAGAAUAUCUCGAGAAGGGUUCUCUGAACACUUCCGAUCGGAAGCAAACCCCAGUUCUGAGCCUG